Messenger RNA from Fimicolochytrium jonesii, 1042 nucleotides. Its product is annotated as RNA polymerase, subunit omega/K/RPB6. The transcript has 3 exons. Gene Ontology annotation, molecular function: DNA-directed RNA polymerase activity; DNA binding. Gene Ontology annotation, cellular component: RNA polymerase III complex; nucleus; RNA polymerase I complex. Lineage: Eukaryota; Fungi; Chytridiomycota; Chytridiomycetes; Spizellomycetales; Powellomycetaceae. Gene Ontology annotation, biological process: DNA-templated transcription. The coding region runs from base 291 to 731 and encodes 146 amino acids. The record is from RefSeq and is a predicted model, not a curated record.
GUCGUUGAGCGGCGGUGAGGGUGUACGUACUUGUUCUUUCCGACAGCCAUGUUGUCUCGGUAUACUCUAUGUAAUGAGGCGAGACCGAAAGAGGGCAGAACUCGACUGGAUGCGCUUGCGAAGUUCGACAAGGGCAGUGGGACAGGCGUGUCCGAGAAAUCUCACGUGACUCCGGUGCACUAGUUAAUUCGCUGCCCUUUCCUUCUUCCAGGGCUGUUGGACUUGCGACUCUUCGAACUUUGACCUGGCGCUGCAUCGCAAAACAAGGACAGCAGAAGCCAACGCCAAUAAUGUCAGACUACGAGGGAAGCGACGCCGGCGGCGACUUUGACGAGCCUGUUGACGACUUUGAUGAGCCCUUGGACCUUGAGGCCGAGGGUGACCUCCCGGAAGGACUCCGAACCGAAAUUCUCAACCAGGACGAGCAACAGAUCGACGUCACCACUACUGCUGCACCUGCCAAGAGCGGAGUUCCAGGGCCGAUCCCAAAACACUUACGGCUGACGACUCCCUACAUGACAAAGUACGAGAAGGCUCGUGUCCUCGGUACACGGGCACUGCAAAUCAGCAUGAACGCGCCAGUUAUGGUCGACCUAAACGGCGAGUCCGACCCAUUGGCGAUCGCCAUGAAGGAGUUGAGGGAACAAAAGAUACCGCUAAUGGUGAGGAGAUAUAUGCCGGAUGGGAGUUGGGAGGACUGGAGCGUUGAGGAGCUCAUCCUACCCGAGUAAUGGAACAAGGGAAGAGGAUGGAGAAUCAGAGUGAGGGCAUCGUUCACAGGUCUUCCAGGAUAUCUACGAAACCACAAAAACUACCACCAAAGCAAACGAUUGCAUCAAAACAAACGAUUGAGCCCAUUGAGCCCGGUUCCGAAAGCGAAGCCUCAGAUUCGACAUCAGAGCAAAUGGCCAAAGUUUUACAUUCUGACAUGCUGAUGCCGGAAGCACCGUCUCGGCUGUCCAACAUUCGCGCAAAUGAGCUCCAAAAGGCGUUGAAAGCGGAACAUCAGUUACUACAACAAAGUCAGGCGGCAAUUGUAGCG